Molecule: messenger RNA, 2643 nt
Organism: Centropristis striata (black sea bass)
Lineage: Eukaryota; Metazoa; Chordata; Actinopteri; Perciformes; Serranidae
Product: SPRY domain-containing SOCS box protein 4-like
Exons: 4
Coding region: 549-1385 (278 amino acids)
Biological process (GO): proteasome-mediated ubiquitin-dependent protein catabolic process; intracellular signal transduction
Cellular component (GO): SCF ubiquitin ligase complex
Molecular function (GO): protein binding
Source: RefSeq, a predicted model, not a curated record
GACACAUGAACGGUGAUAAUAUCCACGGAACAGGCUGCAGGCAGGAGGAACAAAGAAAGCCGCCCGUUGCGUGGAAAACGUCCUUUCACUUCGUCAGCGCGGAGAAAUAUCCACGUCGGGUUUUUGGCUUCACUUUAAACACUUUCCUCCAACUGUUAGUGUCACUCCGCGGCAAUAGUCCGCCUGGUUUGUUCCGCUGAGGAUAACUGAGGAAACUUGGCGUCGUGAGGCUUGUUGGGUCGCCAAACCUUCCCUUUUUACACGCUGCGUGGAAGGUAACGCACGGAAAUAACUGGAGCUUGGUAGUGUGACCUGUGACCUUUUGACUUGGCAGAGAUGCACUUUGCUCAAGACUCCUGCAGUCGGAUGGAUUAACAGGAGCGUGGUGCCGCCUGCCUGAACACAGUGAAGACACCUUCCCACCGAGGACCCUCCGUGUUGCCGUUGCGCCCAUGAGGUAACGUCGGGACCCUCCGCCCCCUCAUUACCACCCUCGCUCCAUCCAUCUCCCUCCCCUCGGCCCCUUCCUCCCUCGGACCCUCCCAGCCAUGGGCCAGAAGAUCUCUGGCAGCAUCAAGUCAGUGGAUGUCCGUGGGGAGCCUUCGUAUCGGCCUGUACGCCGGGAGCUGCGGGGCCCAGAUUUCUGCCGGCCCCCCAGACUGGACUUACUGCUGGACAUGCCCGCCGCCAGCUCGGAGACGCAGCUCCGCCACGCCUGGAACCCUGACGACCGGUCGCUCAACGUCUUCGUUAAAGAGGACGACAAGCUGACGUUCCACAGACACCCGGUGGCUCAGAGCACGGACUGCAUCCGGGGGAAGGUGGGCUACACCCGGGGGCUCCACGUCUGGAGGAUCCACUGGCCCGCCAGACAAAGAGGCACCCACGCCGUUGUGGGCGUGGCCACCGCUGAAGCAUCUUUACACUCGGUGGGCUACACGGCCCUGGUGGGCUCGGACUCUGAGUCCUGGGGCUGGGACCUGGGUCGGAACAGACUCUACCACGAUGGGAAGAACCGGCCCGUUUCCACGUCGGCGCCCACGUAUCCCUGUUUCCUGGAGCCGGACGAGUCGUUUGUGCUUCCAGACUCUCUGACAGUGAUACUGGACAUGGACGAAGGGACGCUGAGCUUCAUGGUGGACGGACAGUACCUGGGAGUAGCGUUCAGAGGGCUGAAGGGCAAGAGACUCUAUCCCAUCGUCAGCGCUGUGUGGGGGCACUGUGAAGUAUCCAUCCGCUACGUCAACGGACUAGAUCCGGAGCCCCUCCCCCUCAUGGACCUGUGCAGGCGAGUAGCUCGGCUGGCUCUGGGCAGAGAGCGCAUCCAUCACAUCGACACCCUCCCCCUGCCGCAGACGCUCAAGAACUACCUCCAGUACCAGUGACCCCACACACACACACACACACACGCACACAGAUGGGAAGAAACCCAUUUGUUCUUCUGGUAACCAGCCUCCAAAGUGCAUCCGACCAUCAGACAUCUGCUGGAUGCGGACGGUGACAUUGACUAGGAACAGGUGGCGGCGGCGGCGCUGCGAGGGGUUUUGUUUACAACAGUUGGGGGAUUUCCAUUUUGAAUGUUUUAUCUUCUGGUUUUCAGCUUCUUCUUUUUUUUUUUUGUUGUUGCUGUCUUUCCCCUUGACACAUGACUGGAGGAGCUGAUGAAUGAGAUGAAAGGAAUUAAAAAAGGAGGAUAUUGCAAUGCAGUUUCCUGCUACUAGCACGUAUACAGUCCUCAUACAGUUUGUUUUAUGGCCUUAAAAUGCUUAAAUGUGGUGGUUUUGGGUGCCAGUUUUUUUCUGCACAGACUGUGGAAGCCUCCUCGGAAACAUGUUGGUAUUUAUAUUUAUAUUCCCAACAACACAGCAGGCUCUGUGGAGACGCAACAAUCCCUCCAAGCCACAGGAGAGAGAGAGUCCACAAACAGAUCUAUUUCUGUCAGUGUGUACACACAGAUUACAUACAGUAUAGACACUGUGUGUGUGCAGAAACAAAGCCCUAACUGUCUGCUUGUCACUGAGGCGUCUUACUACAGUUUCCACCUACAGGCUGAAAAACACAACUCCAGUUUGGUUUGAACAGCCUGAAUCUCCCUCUACUCUCCUGCCAGCUUCUCUCUUUCUUUCUCUCUCUCUUUCUAUGUCUCUUCAUCACUCGCUCCGGUUUGAUUUAAGCCUCCAUAAUGUUCGGUGAACUCAAAGGACCGCCGGCGCUGUUUGCCUGCUCUCUAGCUCCUGUAACGCUGAAAGAGAUUGAUCUGAAGGCGAAGCUGUGUGUUUGACUGCUAAUGUGCCUGCUCUGAGACACACACACACACACACACACACACACACACACACACACACACACAGCACAUGACAUCACUUCUGUCAUAUCAGAAGACACUCGCCCCCACCUAAAAAAAAAAAGUUUAAAUGCUGCAUCUUUUUCUUCCACCAUCUUACCCUUAUGUGGGUUUUUAUGCCUGUUUUACUUUUGGAUGAUGUUUUAUGAUGAGAUUUUUUUAUGUUUUUUUUUUUUUUUUUGGUCUCAUUCCAUGGAUUGUGAGAUUGUCUGCGGGACAGGUUGUCUCGCAGGUGUAGGUAGAAACAUGUGCUGCCGAGGGUCUUUUAAUGUGAAUAAGAAUAAACUCAGUUAAACUCA